GCGCGCUCCCGCUCGGCUCUGAAUGGGGGCUCGGUCCAGCCGGUGACAGCUCGUCCAGUCCGUCUGAUCCACGGUCCGCCGCUCCGACACCACCGGCCGUCCUCGGGCCCCGCUCCUCCGGUUCUGCACAGGUAUUCAGGAAUGAGAAAUGAUGGCCGGCUCUGCAGCAGAGGAGAAAACCUUCCGCCGGUUCCUGGAGCUGUUUGUCCGGGAGAUGAGGCUGCCUCUGCAGGAGGGCGACCCGGUGCCGAUGCGCCCCUUGUCGGACCUGGUGACGGAGGACGAGGUGGAGGGGGAAUGCCUGGACCUGUGCCUGCAGCACCUCUACAAAUAUAACUGCCCCUGCUCGCUGGCAGCCGCUCUGGCCCGCGCCACCGCAGACAGCCUGCUCCAGUCCGAUCUGUCCAUCCAGAACCUCAACAAGGCCGUAGAAGACGGCGCCGACCCGUUGCCACAGAUGGAGUCGGUGAAGAUGGCGCGGUUGGUUUUUAACAGACUGUUUGAGAUUUGCUGCCUGUGGCAGAAGGAGCUGCCGUUCCGCCGCCGCCCGCAGCCGUACUACGAAACGUCCAUCCACGCCAUCAAGAACAUGAGGCGCAAGAUGGAGGACAAGCACGUCAUCAUCCCCGACUUCAACACACUCUUCAACAUUCAGGAUCAAGAGGAACAGGCGUUCUUUGCUGUGUUUGACGGACACGGCGGCGUGGAUGCAGCUAUUUAUGCCGCCAACCACCUUCAUGUCAACCUGUUCCACCAGGAAUCCUUCAGCCAGGAUCCCAGCGACGCUCUGUGCCGCGCCUUCAAGCUGACUGACGAGCGCUUUGUGAAGAAAGCCUCACGAGAGCACCUGCGCUGUGGAACCACUGGGGUGGUGACUUUCCUGCGAGGCCGGACGCUGCAUGUCGCCUGGCUGGGAGACUCCCAGGUGAUCCUGGUGCGGCGAGGGCAGGUGGUUGAGCUGAUGAAGCCACACAAACCAGACAGAGAGGACGAGAAGCAGAGGAUCGAGGCUUUGGGAGGAUGUGUGAUUUGGUUUGGCACAUGGAGGGUCAACGGGAGUCUGUCUGUAUCCAGAGCAAUAGGCGACUCGGAGCACAAGCCGUACAUCUGUGGGGACGCCGACCACGGCAUCUUCCCAUUGGACGGCUCAGAGGACUACCUGAUCCUGGCCUGCGACGGGUUCUGGGACACGGUGAGUCCCGACGAGGCAGUGCGCGUCGUCAGCGACCAUCUGCAGGAGAACGCCGGCGACACCACCAUGGUGGCCCACAAGCUGGUGGCCUCCGCCCGAGACGCAGGCUCCAGCGACAACAUAACUGUCAUAGUGGUGUUCCUGCGCGACCCGCGCUCCCCGCCGCCCGCCAGCACGGAGGACGAAGAGGAGGGCGGGGCGGAGGAGCCGGUGGAGGAGGAGGAGGUCACCGAGGUGGAGGAGGAGGAGCAGGAAGAAGAGGAGGAAGAAGAUGAAGCAAUGAGAGUAGAGCGAGACGGAGGCGAGGGAGGCAGCGCCGCAGACGUGGGAGGAAAAAGCCGCGGCGGCUGGCCUCUGCAGCAGUGCUCGGCUCCAGCGGACCUCGCCUACGAAGACCGGACGGACUCAUUAACGGACAGAACCAGCCUCAGCUUGCUGGGGCCGUCGCUGGAGAGCCACAUCAGCCCCAGCAGCUACCGGGGAGCGCGCCCCCUGAGACGCAGGCCGCGCUUCCCGUUCCAGCAGCCCGGCGCCGCCGGCUUCACGGACCCACUGUGGCCCCAAACGGCCGCGCUUUUAGGCCAAGCCUCCAGGCGAAGCCGCGUCAGCCGCCGAUCGGGUCGUAGGUGGCCGAGCAGAUCCAAAGAGCUGCUGGGUCUGAUACCGUCGGGCCACACGCAGAGUUCCGCCCCCAGGAGGCCUGGAGUGGCAGUGCCUCACCGACCCUAUGAUGCCACCAUCUGAAGGGAGGCCGCGCCCUCUGCUGACCCCAAGUGGCGUUUCUGAGUGACGCCGUCUCUCAAGAGCAAACUCUGAUUGGCCAGAUCCCACUGCAGAAAUGUGUCCAAAAUUAUCAUCAUUAUUAAAGUUGAGCAACAAAAUAAGAAGCUGAGGGUUCAACUUUUUCAGAAUAAGUUAAAAUUUUUGAGUGAUGUAUUUAAAAUUGUUUUGUUUUGAACUAUUUUUCUUAGUGUUACAUUAUUUCAGGAACUAAAACGGUUUUUGUUUUAAAGUAUCAACAUUCAUCCCUACCUACUUAUAAACGCCUGAAAAAUGGCUCCUGUUUGCUACUAAAACAGAAGCUCUUAUUUUGAAAUGUAAGCAGACUUUCUCUGUUAAGAGAAGGCACUAUGUAGACGCAACUAACGGCGCUAAUGCUAACACAAAAUGUCCGCCGUUAUCCCAUCAAAGUGCUUAAACUGUAACUAAUCCCAAAGUCUUUUCUGGGUUACAACAGCAAGCCUGCGUAACUAAGAAAAUAAAGGACAGUUUGAUGCCAAAGACGUCAGCUAGCAACAUUUAAAAAGAAAAUCUAGUGACAGAUGUUAAUUUGGUCCAAUCAGGUGUGGCUCUUGAGAAACGCGUUGCUUUGGAAACGCUGCUUCACCUGCAGAGACUCCCGUCUGUCUGAAGGUUCAGCCAAACCAAACCGUUUCCGUGGUUCUUCACUUCUCCCCUUUGCCUUCAACCACAUAUUUCUUUGAUAGUAAGUAGUUGUGGCUCCUGCAGUCAUUCUGUGAUAAUCAGUGGAUGUUAGAGGACCGCUACUCUGUCCGAAACGUUUCUCACUGUAAGCUGAACACUAACCUGCUGCCGCUUUAGACCCAAACAUCCUCUCUGUGACCUCUGACCAGCCGGUAUGAAGCCAGAGCUCCAAAUGCUGGACAGUCGGAUGUUUUCACAGGUUGAAUGUAACGUAAAUGUUUUAAAAAAGCCACUGUAGUUCUACCUGCAUGUGGAGCAGAGCGGUUACUGCAGACAACACAAAUAAAGUCGGAGCUGUCUCACUUCAGGAAAAAGAAACAGAAAUUUCAAGUAAAUUGUGAAAUCAGUCUCCUGGACUCCAACACCUGAUAUUAGUUUAGUUAGAGUUUAGUUCUGUUUUGGGCUGUGAACGCCUCAAGUGAUUAGAAAUAUUAACUUCCAUUCAUUUAUUUCUGUGCCUCUGUAGAGAGAAGUUAUUUCCUGAACUUCUCUCUCACAGCAGCUCAUGUUAACUCAUUUUGUUCGGCAUUCAGUAAUGUAAUAAUUUAGUGUAUCUCACCAUACUCGUACGUUUUUAAAGACUUGGAUAUUGUAACCAUGGCGACGGCUUUUUCAUUGUAGACACUUUCACAAAAACACAACAAAUCCAGGAAGUAUUCGCAUCUCUACGUGUUGCAGGGAGAAACUUUCCUCGGUCCAAGAAAUCUUCCUCAUUUUAGCAAGAUGAAAAAACCCAAACCCUCAUUAAAACCAAAAUCUGUUCUCUUAAAUAAAGAAAGUUGUUGCAGUAAAACAGUGAAAA
Xiphophorus hellerii (green swordtail) is the source of this 3479-nucleotide messenger RNA. RefSeq names its product protein phosphatase 1E-like. Gene Ontology annotation, molecular function: cation binding; protein serine/threonine phosphatase activity. The record is from RefSeq and is a predicted model, not a curated record. Gene Ontology annotation, cellular component: nucleus. Lineage: Eukaryota; Metazoa; Chordata; Actinopteri; Cyprinodontiformes; Poeciliidae. Gene Ontology annotation, biological process: protein dephosphorylation; negative regulation of protein kinase activity.